UCUCAACCCAAAAGAGAAAUUCCCUUGGUUCAUAUUCGAAGUUUCCUCAUUCAUCAUGCGUCUUUCAACUACAGCGAAGAAGCGCAAGGUCUUGGAAGGUCUCCAGGGCAAAACCGGCCGACCUAAGAAGUUCAGGAAACAGCGCGAAUACCACAGCAGCUCCGACGAGGCGGAAGAUGACGAGCCAACCGAUUUUAAAGCGGUCAGUUUGGCGGAUUCUGAGGAGGAGGUAGAAGUGAAGAAGCCGAAGAAACAGAUGAAGUCCGAAAUCUCUUCAAAUAAAAGAAUGGACAAAGAGAGCGACGAUGACGAAUCCGCCGACGACGACGAUAAGCAAGAUCGUGACUCCUCGAGUUCAGACGCAUCUUCUGGCGUAGAGGAGGAUGAGGAUGAUUACAACUCCGAUGUCUCUACGCCGACAUCAACAACGGACCAUAGAGCUGUCCCCAAACGUAACGAUCCUUCAGCCUUCUCCACCUCUAUCUCUAAAAUUUUAGCGACGAAACUACCCUCCUCUGUCCGUGCAGAUCCUGUUCUCUCACGCAGCAAAAUAGCUACCCAAGCCAGCACAGAUUUUGCGGAUGAGAAAUUGGACAAGCAAGCACGAGCUAAACUGCGCGCUGAUAAGCAGGAGGAGUUAGAUCGCGGCCGGAUUCGUGAUGUCCUAGGAAUCGAACGAGGCGAGGCUGGCGCUGUUGCAGAAGAAGAGAAGCGUCUUCGCAAGGUCGCUCAGCGUGGUGUGGUGAAACUGUUCAACGCCGUUCGUGCAGCUCAAGUGCGUGGAGAAGAAGCGGCCAAGGGCGAGAGAAAGAAGGGUACUAUCGGAAUCGGCGAACGAGAGAAGGCCGUCAAUGAGGUUAGCAAACAAGGAUUUCUGGAACUGAUCAGCGGGAAGAAGGGCAAGCCUUUGAAUAUCGAAGAAGCCUAAAUGAAGCUUUGUACAUGUUUAAGAACUAGGCAUCUUUAAGGCGUUGGGGGAUUUUUGUUCCUUAUGCUAUUUCUCUUUUUUCCCUUCUUUAGUCAAUUGCACGUUUGGAUUAAAAGUUAUUUCUAUUUACAUACUAUUGCAAAAUAGAAUGAAGAUGAGAAUACCCAAUAGUACAAUAUACAUUUACAUCCCACGGCAUCAUCCGAUAUUAUAUAAUCGUUCCGACUGCUGGUUCAUUGCGUUGCUUGAACACGUCUUACAUAUCUCCCAACUGAUGCCAUCACAUCACGAUACAGUGUCCUUGCCGGCUUUAUUUCUUUGGUUCAAAGUCACUUGCCUGCAAGUUCCUGGUCAUGGAGGGCAAACGGACAACUAGUCCGUCAAGUUCCUUGUUCAUGACGACCUGACAUCCCAACCUAGAUGUCUCGGUCAACCCGAAUGCCAAAUCCAACAUGUCGUUCUCGUCGUCGGAUGGUUCUUCCAUCUUGUCAAAAAGGUCGGGGUCCUCCACUAUGACAUGGCAUGUUGAACAGGCGCAUGAGCCGCCGCAAGCUCCU
Molecule: messenger RNA, 1485 nt
Organism: Aspergillus alliaceus
Lineage: Eukaryota; Fungi; Ascomycota; Eurotiomycetes; Eurotiales; Aspergillaceae
Product: rRNA-processing protein RRP15
Exons: 1
Coding region: 56-928 (290 amino acids)
Biological process (GO): maturation of LSU-rRNA; maturation of 5.8S rRNA
Cellular component (GO): preribosome, large subunit precursor
Source: RefSeq, a predicted model, not a curated record